CGGAGCUUUUCCUUCGUCGCAGUUGUGGGGAACGCGGCGAGCGCUUCCGUGAUGGGCGCCGGCGCCCAGGAGGAUGAGGAGGAGAUAACCACGGUGCCCGAGGGAGGAGUCGGAGAGGAGGAGCAAGCGGCGGCUGAGGGCGCAGGGGAGGAGGAGCAGUUGGAGCAGGGUGCAGGGGGCGAGGGAGAGGGUGGGGAGGAGAAAGCUCCGGCGGUGAUGUUGUGCUCGAUCUGCCUCGACACGGUGGUCGCCGGAGGCGAGGAGAGGUCCACCGCGAGGCUGCAGUGCGGUCACGAAUUUCACCUCGAUUGCAUUGGUUCAGCAUUUAAUGCCAAAGGAAUCAUGCAAUGCCCCAAUUGUCGCACAAUUGAGAUGGGGAACUGGCUUUAUGCGAAUGGUUCUCGAUCAUCACAGGACGUAAACAAUGAUGAAUGGGGUUAUGAUGACCUAUAUGAUCAUGGUCACUCAGAGCUGGCAACCUUUGUGCCUCUUCGCAUUCAGUGGUGUCCUAUUGGGCGCCUAGAACUUCCAUCCUUAUUUGAAGAAGGAGAGUCCCCAGCUCCAGCUACUUUUAAUGAUUUCACGGGACAAUUCAACUCUGAGCCCAUGGUACCGGUACCUGCCACACCUCAUCCUGGUCCGUAUCUAGCUUAUUUUCAGCCUGCCCCGACACCGGUAUCAUCAAGCUCCCUUGUCGCUGAGAGAACAAUGGAUGGUGCUGCAUAUCAUGAUCACUGGAACACUCUGGCUGGGCUAUCAGAUGGCCGGCGACCCUGGGCGUACUAUCCUCAACCCAACAGUGAUAAUGGUAUAGCUGAGCAGCAAGGACUCCCUCUGGGGGCAAUGGCGGUUGGAGGGGUUGAUAGUGAAAGCCAACAACGAGGAUCUCUCUCCUUAUUUUAUGGAAACGGGUCUGGAAGACCAAGGAUCCCAGGUGUUCCUCCUAUGGCACCACAAUUUACAAGAGCGCAUGGCAACAUAAACGAUCAGUUCCAGCAGACAGCUAGCUUAUUUGCUGGGUCACAGCAAUCAGGAGGUAUGCGUCCAUUGGGAGCAGUAGGGCCUUCCGUGCCACCACCUCCGGAGAACACCUCCUUCUGUCUGUUCCCGCCAGCUUCAUCCGUCCCCAGUACAAUGGAGGCCGAGGAUGUCAACAGAGCAAACCAGUUCUAUGCAUGGGAGAGGGAUCGCCUGGCUCCUUACCCGCUGAUGCCUGUUAAUAGUGAAGGUACCUGGUGGAGCUCUUCACAACAGCAGCCCCCUCCGGAGCCUGCUGCAUCUGCUUCGAGGAGGCUUUCUGGGCAGUGGAUUGGUAGGUUGCCAUUGCCACCACCAGAGAAUAGAUCGCCAGACGGCUCGUCCUUCCGUCCACUGCACAUCCCUCGGAUGUAGCGCAGGAACUGGCAAGGCGUAAGUUAAUAGUACAAACGUGGGAAACCCUGUUGGUUGUAAGUGGUAACGCCACUGUAAGAAAGCCCCGUCGGAUGGUAAACCUUGUGAUAAAAUUCAGGAUGUUGAAGAAACCGACCCUGAGGUGAAAACAUUUUUGGCCCGGGGUUUAUGCAUUUCGAUCAAGUACAUAUUUCCGGUCAUGUUAAUGAAUUUCUAAGAAUCGCAGUUCUGCUU
Zea mays is the source of this 1626-nucleotide messenger RNA. RefSeq lists its product as uncharacterized. NCBI's taxonomy places the organism in Eukaryota, Viridiplantae, Streptophyta, Magnoliopsida, Poales, Poaceae. The coding region runs from base 52 to 1392 and encodes 446 amino acids. The transcript has 6 exons. The record is from RefSeq and is marked provisional. Gene Ontology annotation, molecular function: ubiquitin-protein transferase activity.